CUCUUCUGAUUUACAGUUCAGUGCACUAAAGGUUCCUGAGCCAGUGGAUACACAAACUGCCAAAAUCGAUGCUCAAGAGCAGGAGGCUUCCAAGAGCACCGCUGAGUACGUGCAGGCUUCCAAGGCUCGGAUUGCCCAGUACGAGCAACAUCUCCAGAAGCUCAAAAGCAUGAUUCCCUUUGAACAGAUGACGUUUGAAGACUUGAACGAAGCCUUCCCCGAAACCAAACUGGACAAGGAGAAAUACCCGUUCUGGCCCCACAAACCGAUCGCUGAUCUGUAAACUUGUCUGGAGGCAGUUUGUCUAACGACUGUCAGACUCCAUGAUCUUUUAAAUAAAGUGCUUUCCCUCCUGUCCCUGGCUUAGAUCUUAGACAUGAGGUUGCACAGUUUUGAGACACAUGGAACAAUACAGUAAUGUGCAAACAGCGCAGUGUUCCUGCAUUUUGUCCUUUCCACCUUGUUUUUGUAGCAAGGACCACAGUCCCAGCUGGGCCUGUUGAUCAAACCGGGUCCUGUUGUGUCUUCUGUAACGCAAACAAUCUUUGUGUUCAUCUUUGCAACCACCCGGUGCAGGAAAUGUGGUUCUUCUGCCACUGCAGGCCAAUAGUUACUUGGAAGUUGAAGCCUUUGGAGAUCCUAGAGUGUGUUUAGUCAUGACCUGUGAUGCCAUGGGAGACAAGUCUCAGCAGUUCUAUGGGCAGAGAUCUGGGGCUGGUUUCUAGGCUGGUUGCAAUGGUUUAGGUGCAGCCAAUUGCAAAAAGAUUUGGAGUGUAGAUGUGUUGAGAUGCAUAAUAAAAAAAAAAAUAUAUAUAUAUUUUAAACAUCACAAGUAUCACCCUGUUAAUCCUGGUGAUCUUGUUAUUCUUUCUGUCCUGGGUUUCUGAACAAUAUGGAUCUCGCUAACGCUCUGUGUCACCCCUUCACAGAUAGGAGAGAGCCCAUGGUUGAAUUUGUGCGGCCGCCCGUUUAUCAUCCUCCCCAGGUGAAGUUCCCGUGCCACCAGCCCCUGAGGACCUGGACAGAUAGCGAGACACCAAGGAGCCCACGUACGGCAUUUCCUAGUGCCGGGCCUCCCCUCGAGGUCCUGGUGUCACCUGCAGCAUUUCCCUCCUCGCAGCACUGAUCCCCUCGACCACGUCAGAGCUGAGCGGGAGAAGAGCAGCACUUGUCACUGGCCCCAGCUGGAGGUUUCCUGGUCAGCAGCCACUGGCUCACGCCAACGGUCAAGAGAGGCAGAAGAAAUCCCUUCGGAACAGCUCCCUCUCGAAAGACACCCUUCUGCUUGAUGAACCGCAGGGAAAGGCAUCCUAAACCAGGCACCUUGACCUUGUUUUCAGCCCAGGUUCCCAGGUGCUGGUGCACUCGUGAGCCAGUCGCUGCACAUCUGCCACCAAGGGGAAUCGCCUCCGAGGCCAACUGUGCCAUGGGGAAAGGAAAGGGUUAAACAUCGGGAGAGUUUGAUUUAGUGCACAAAAUGGAUAAAGCCAUUCUCUCUGCAAUUAAAACUGAGGGUAUUUUAUUGAGUGAAAUGAGAUUUCAUUCCCCAUGACCUGUGCAAUUGUAUUUUGAAUCUGGGCACGGGCUGCAGUGACCUGCCACAGCAUUUGAGGUGUCACCAGCUGCACUGUAGGUGUUAAAGUGGGAAAGGCAGGAGGGAGCCUCAGCAUCUCCCAUCCCGUGGAUAACUUCAUCACAAAGGACCAGGGCGGCGCCCGCUGGCUCCUGGGGCGGCUGUUGCCGGGCAACAGAGACACUAUAUUGUCCCCUGUCACCUGUGCCCCUCGCCCAUUUGGUCACUGGCCGUGGUGGGAUCACUUGCCGUGGUGGGAUCACUGUGGUGGUGGACUCAUUUUGGCAGUUGGAUCGCUUUCGGUGGUGGGAUCGCUCUUGGUGGUUGCAUCACUUGUGGUGGUGGGAUCGCUCUUGGUGGUUGCAUCACUUUUGGUUUUGGAAUUGCUUUUGGUGGUUGAACCACUUCUGGUGUUGGGAUCGCUAUUGGUGGUUGAACCACUUCUGUUGGUUGAACCACUUUUGGUGGUUUGACCACUUUCGGAACUUGGAUCUGUUUGGCGACUGGAUCAGUUUCAUCACUCGGAUUGCUUUUGGCACUUGGAACUGUUUGGUGACUGGAUCACUUUCUGUGGCAAGAAGGAGGAGGAGAAAGGCUGCUGGCUGCCCAUCCCUCCAACAUCAUCUCCGGACAGAAGAGCUCCCGUCUUCCCACAUCCAGUUCAGUGUUUUCGGGCAGAGCAGCAGCGAUGGCCACACGCGGACUGCUGGAGAUGCUGAACGCCGCCAUGGGGACACCCCAUUUGGGGGUUGUCGACUUGGUGGCACUGCACAAAUUGCUGGAGGCCAUCAUCGGGCAGCUGGGCCAGCAGGAGCUGUCUGUCCUGGAGCCAGGGCAGAGCCUGACCCCCGGCCUGGCAAAGGACCAGGACAGCAAGGCCCAGCCUGGCCAGGAGAAGGAGGAGGACGGAGCCCUGGGCACAGGGCAGCACCUCUGGAAACCAAAGCAGCCGCUGGAUGAGAAGGACACGCUGGAGGGGACCGGGAGCAACUCCGAGGUCUCCUCCGUGGCCACGGAGGCCAUGCCAAAAACAACGAAAGAGGAGGAGAGAGACGUCCCCAAGAAAAGGGCUUCACUCCAGGACCUGUGGGAGGAGAUCAGCAAGUUUAAGGAGGCGCAGUCCAGCCUGGAACAGGACGUGCGGGAGAUGAAGGAGGCCAUGCAGGAGGCGCAUUCUGGCCUGGAACAGGACAUCCAGGAGAUGAAGGAGGCGCAUGUCGGCCUGGCAGAGGACAUGCAUGCCCUGCAGGAGGCGCAUUCCGGCCUGGCGGAGGACAUCCAGGAGAUCCAGGAGACGCUUGGCCUGGAGGGCGGUGGGGGCCAGUCUGCCCCCGCUGAGCCCACCCAGGUAGCCAUGGACAGCCAGGCCAGGAGGAGCUCUGCACUGGGGCCGAAGGGACGUGGGACACAGCCUGGGAUGGAGACCGGCAAGGGGACUGCAGGGUCUGGCUCCCCUGGGAUGCAAGCAGGGACACAGGGGGAACCAGCGACCCCUGUGAAGUUGUCAGGCGCUCCCUCCAUUCACAAGAGGUCUAUUGGUGCCGGCGCCACCACCCCGGGGAUGCAGCCAGGAUCACGGGGCACCCAGGCCAGCACCUCGGGGCUGGAGCCAGGAUCACUGGGCACCCAGGCCAGCACCCACCUGGGGACACAGCCAGGGGCCCCUGACACCCAGGCCAGCACCUCGGGGAUGCAGGCAGGAUCACCCGGGACCCACACCACCGCCCCUGGGGUGCAGCGUGGCUCCUUCAGCUCCCAAGCCACCAUCCCAGGGGAUGCCCAAGAGCCGGGCAAGCCCUGGGGCUCCUCAGGCUCCACCAUCACCUCCAGCUAUGAGCUGGAGAUGCGGGAGGUUCUCUCCCAGGUUGGGCAGCUCGGCCAGCUCUGCACUGGUCUGAACGAGCAGGUGGAGCAGCUUAAAUCCACAAAAGCAGAACGCGUGGAUCUUGAGGACGUGCGCCGGCUCUUCCCAAAGGGAGGCCGGCAGAGCAUCACCAGCAUCCUGGCUGACCUCAAGUGCCAGAUGUCCUUGCUGCAGGACAUGGCCAGGGCCCUCCACGGGGAGAAGGAGAAGAUCAGCAAGGUGGAGGAUGCUCCCAGAAAGACGAGGGGGUCUGGAGCCGGUAGGAAAGCAGACGGCAGCGGCCAGAUGACCCAACAGCCGCGGCCCAAGGGACAGAAGGUCAAGGCAGAGCGCAAGGAGCUGGGGAAGAAGCAGGAGCCGACCCAGGCCGAGCUGGAGCAGUUUGCGGCCAAGUACGUGAAUAAGUUGGUGAUGGAGGCAGCGCAGCAGCUGCAGGCAGAGCAGGUGGACGAGCCGAGGACGACGGCGCAGAGCGGGGGACAGGAGCACGCAGGGUGCCACUUCUGCAGCCCGGACACCAAGGUGCUGCUGGGGAAGCUCCUCCAGCGCUGCGAGAAGCUCGAGGAGCAGGUGGAGUCCCUGGUCCAGAAGGCGGGCAGCAAGGUGGAGAGUCAUCCGAAGUGGAGGAGACAGUCCCUGCAGCACGACGAGCAGCUCAAGUGCCUCCAGGCCAGCAUCAUGCAGCUACAAAAGGACUAUGAGAAGUUGAGCUCGGCCCUUGCAUACCUCCAGCAGGAUCGCCAGCAGAAGCAGAAUGACAUCAAGGCUCUGUCCCAGGCCCUGGGGAGGCUGGAGAAGAAACAAGCAGACAAGGAGGAGAUGCUGGUGCUGGGAAUCGAUGAGAAAGCAGACAAAGCCGCCCUGGCUGACAAAGUCAGUCGCAGCCAGCUUGAGGCGUGCGAGGAGCGGCUGACCAAGAUGGUGGAGGAGGUGACGAGCCAGGUGACGGGCCAGGAGAACGGCUGGCUCCAGUUCCAGAAAGAGCUGCAGAGACAGAUGGACUGCAAGCUGGACCGCCGGGAGCUGGGGGCGUUCCGGCAGCAGCAGGAGGAGCGGUGGAAGAGCCUCAGCGGGCAGCUCCAGGAGAAGGCGCUGCAGGCAGAGCGUGACGAUGCCGCUGGGAUUAGGAAGCAGCUGCUGCCCGGUUUCCAUUGCCUGUCCUGCGACCGGCCCCUCAACAUGCUGGCACCUGGACCGGAGCGGACGGGCGAGUGUAGAUACCCCACUGUCCCGCGGAGCUGCGGGGGCCAACACACCGUCACGCCCCCGCGCUUCCAGCCCAAACCGCCCAGCACCCCACGGCCAUCCCAACCCAGUGCCCGCAGCCCCAACAAGAAGGUCACGAUGCAGCUGUCGGGCCAGGAUGGCACUGAUGGGAACCGGCAGGACGAGCAGCUCUCGGUGAUGGGGGGCUCUGAGCUGCCCACAACGCCAAGGGCCACCCCAGACACCUCGACCUCCAGGAACCGGCCAAACACCCGCUCCUCGCUGAGAUCAGCCGUGCUGCAGCACCUACCAGUCUCGUCUCCCAGACGCUUCACCCUGGCACCGCAGCUGCUGCCGCCCAUCCCGCCCCCCCGCCGUGAACCAACCCCCUGACAGCCGGGCAGGACGGGGUCCCGGCCCCGGUCCCACCGCCCCGGGCACUGAGCAGGCAGCGGCUGCAAUAAAUGGCGAUGGGAAACAAA
This is a messenger RNA of Columba livia (rock pigeon), 5125 nucleotides long. RefSeq lists its product as uncharacterized. NCBI's taxonomy places the organism in Eukaryota, Metazoa, Chordata, Aves, Columbiformes, Columbidae. The transcript has 18 exons. The record is from RefSeq and is a predicted model, not a curated record. Bases 2262 to 5036 code for a protein of 924 amino acids.